AUGACAGGCGACAUCUCCAUGCCGUGUAGCACCGAUGAAGGCGCCUUUAUGCCAGAGAUCCGUGUCGUGGUGCUGGGGGACCCCAGGGUCGGCAAGACAGCGUUGCUGCGGCAGUACCUCCACCAUGAGAAGCCUUCCCGGUCGGUCGGUUAUGAAUCAACGCUGCUAGACUCUUACACCCGCGUCGACUACUGUGGUGCGCAGCCGUAUCGACUGAUCUUCACAGACUGCAGCAGCGCCUCAUCCUUUCGCGAGCAUCGCGCUGCAUAUUUGGCCAAGUGCGACGUCGUCAUUCUGGUCUACUCGGUGCGCCAUCGCAAGACGCUGCUGAAUUUGCGCCACUGGAUGGAGGAGGUGCUCGAGGCACGCGGCUUGACGGGGUCGGCGCGGGGUGCCUCCACCACCGACUUAGGCGAGGUACCCAUCUUCGUUGUAGGAACACACUAUGGGGAAAAUGACUCAUCGGAGGCGACGAACCCGACAAGCACGGAUGAGGCGGAGAGCAUCACUAAGGAGUGCAUCCAUUCCGCCGGCUAUUUCGUCCACCGGGACGACACCGACACGGAGGAGGCACUCCGCUUGAAUUCAGAGCGGUCACAGAAAGCUCAACAACGACAUCAGCGACAGGGGCGAAAGGAGAGACGCUCUCCUCGCACUUUCCACGACUUAUUGUUGAAACUCUUCCACAGCAACGCGGACGGCGAGGGCAGAGACGCGGUAACCUCGAAGAUGACAUUGUCAGACGAGGUGACGGCUUCUCAGAAGCAGCAGCAACAGCCAGCAUCUCCCGUCAGCAACAACGGCUGUUUUUCGUCAGCGUCAUCGACUCCGAUGCUGCCGCAGGUCAAAUACGGCAUGGCCAACAGCAAAACCAAGCCGGGCAAUCGCACAGCAACGCUGCGUAUCCCUCGCGGCGCGUCGACACGCUUGCCGCUCUUUCAGCUCUCCAACCUAGAUGGCAAAGCGGUAGACAUGGCAGUGCGCGCUUCUCUUUCACUCCACCUUUGGCUUCAGCGACAUGAGGGCGACAGUGCGGCGCUAUCUGCGGCGCAGACUCCGCACAGCAACGGCGCGACUGCCUCGAAGCCCGAAGACGCUGCUGUGCAAAGUGCCCCGCCGCUCGAAAGCAGCACGGGUGCGGACGGUGGCGCCGGUGCCGCCACUGAGAGCACUAUCAAGCCGUUGACGGUGCUGCCUGCGACUCUGCAAGCACACGCCAUCUCGAGUGCCUUGCAUACGUCCGACGUUAGCGAGCGCUCUGGUGCGUCCUUCAUACCACCCAUGGUUGCCUUGUACAACGUCGGUGCCAGUGUCUCUGCCUGUGGCGAGUCAGCGGCGAGCCCGACGCUCAGGCACAGUCGAGACGCUUCCAACGUGAAGCAGACGGCCGGCAGCGUGCCCUCGGAAGCGCAGCAGCCACCGCAGGCUAACAGCAGCACAGAGCCAUCACGUGAGACAGCCUUCUCCUGUGGUAACGGCAGCAGCGAAGUUACGGUAGGUGCAAAGAAUGAGGUAAAGCCAAGUGACCAGAAGGCCUUCGGUGAAGUCGGUAGCCAAGCCCUUGCGCGUCACGGCAAGAAGACAGAGUAUAGGACACUGUUGAAUUCAUCCAACGUCGAUUCGGCGGUGCACAAAGAGAAAAAGAAAGAUGAUGCAGCGCACUCUGGCCAUCUGCAGACGCCGAUGACCAAAAGGGCCGAGCUAGUGUCCUCAUCGGAGCUAGGCGGCACCGCGGUGUUGGGCGCAUCGAUACAGGCGGGUGAACCCACGAAGGGAAAGACUCCCAGCUGCCUUUCUCCACGGAACACAAGCUCGGCAGCAGCGCCUAACACAGGCUCCAGUGAGGCCAACGGCGUAACUGGUAAGAUGGGCGGCGGGCACUCGACCAUUUCCGGCCCCAGGAUGCAAGACGGUGCGUUGCCCUUAUCAACGGCCCCCAGCGUCGCUACGAAGCCGCGCGGAGACGCUGUCACAGACGGAGGUACCGGUGGCGUUUCGCAGCAGCCGACGUUGCGAGUGGAGAAGGAGAUGAACGUCGUGAAGGAAGGUGAUAGCGCCGGCACAAACAGCGGUGGCGACCGAUUGACAAGGACGGCUGAACCUGUAACCAAGUUGCCCCUGGUGCGCGAGUCCGAAAGCGGCCCCAGCUCACCUCCCGUGCUUCGACGGCCUAGGGAAAAUGGCAGCCCUGGGGUCUUCACAGUGCGCGCGGUGCCUAGAGAAGCGCCGGCUUCGUCAGCGCCAACAACCAACGGCCACGACAACGCCCCGUUCGCUGCGACGCUGUCCUCAGGGGACGAGUGCGUAUUAAGGUCUCCAUAUUCGACCCCGACCACAGGCGCAGGAGCAGUCAAGAAUGAGGUAGCCGGCAACAAAUCAGCGCAUGAGCGGGAGCCCGUGAUGCUGUCCCGGCCACCGCGAUCGAGGUCGACGGCGCGCGAACCGAAGGUAUCACAGUCGGAGCCCCGCCGGCCGCAGAAAAGCCGCCGGACGCAGUCGAAAAGGAGGAGGGACCGCAAGCAUGGGAAAAGGUCUGCCUCUUCGACCCGCAUAAUCAUCGGGCAGCAGGAGAAGCAAAAGACAACUCAGUGCCUCGCGGGCGGCUGCGUAGGCAUGUAA
This is a messenger RNA of Leishmania mexicana MHOM/GT/2001/U1103, 2619 nucleotides long. RefSeq names its product putative ras-like small GTPases. Lineage: Eukaryota; Euglenozoa; Kinetoplastea; Trypanosomatida; Trypanosomatidae. Gene Ontology annotation, cellular component: plasma membrane. The record is from RefSeq and is a predicted model, not a curated record. Gene Ontology annotation, biological process: signal transduction. Gene Ontology annotation, molecular function: GDP binding; GTPase activity; GTP binding. The transcript has a single exon. The coding region runs from base 1 to 2619 and encodes 872 amino acids.